AUGGAUUUUUGGUUAAAAGACGGAAUUGCCCCCGUCUCUCUCACACUCUCUCUCUCUCCCGCGCGCGUCUCUCCCUCUCUCUGGUUUUCGCGACGGCUGGAACAGCCGGCCACGUUUUGGCCGGCCGUGCUCUCGUCCGGCCACCAAAGUCGACGGGGCCGGUACCAAAAUGACUGGGCCGCCGUCCUCUUCCUACCCCAGCCGGGUCUCACCGCCAGCCGCCGGGAUUUCGCCGAAAAAUCGAAGAAAACAGCCCGGUUUCGCCUGAAACUUCGCCGGCUUCGUUCUCCGUCGUCCGGCCACCGAUUCCGGCAAGUGAGGCUAAGGAGCUCGAUCGACGGAUUGAAAUUCGGCCGGUUUUGCGAUCGCGAUUCCGGCCACUUCCGGUCAGAUUUUGGGGUACGUCCAAGAACAAAAGUGACUCCAAAUUAG
Messenger RNA from Prunus armeniaca (apricot), 432 nucleotides. Lineage: Eukaryota; Viridiplantae; Streptophyta; Magnoliopsida; Rosales; Rosaceae. The record is from the annotation of a GenBank genome assembly.